Messenger RNA from Labeo rohita (rohu), 5662 nucleotides. RefSeq names its product small nuclear RNA activating complex, polypeptide 4 (gene snapc4). Lineage: Eukaryota; Metazoa; Chordata; Actinopteri; Cypriniformes; Cyprinidae. The record is from RefSeq and is a predicted model, not a curated record.
GCGCGCUUCAUGUUUGUACACACUUGACGAUGCAUGAGCGUAUAGAGUGGUUUUACUAGGAGAGAAUUAUUCUUGACAGUUUAAGUAAGAUUUAAAUAAAUAUUUGUGAUAUUUACUACCAGCUAUUAAAAGCAACUGCUUUGAUUUAUUGUGUAAUAAGUGUAAAUCUAGUUUGCAAAGUCCCCAAGUGCGCUCUUUGUAAACAUGCUGCUGCACAGGAAGAUUUGAGUGGGACAUUUAGAAAAGUGUGCAGUGAUGCUGCAGGAUCCAGCAGGUGUUUUUUGUAGUGUUGGUGUGAUAGAAGAGCUGUAGUACUGAAGCCAACAACAGCAUGAUGCAUUAAAGGAAAGCUAAUGUCUCACCUUGUCUAACAUGGAGUCAAAUGAGUUACUUGCGAAGAGGGACAAAAUCCAGAGGGAGAUUUUGGCUCUUGAGAGUACUCUGGGUGCAGACAGCAGCAUCGUAGACCUACUGUCAUCUGACAGCGACAGUGGAGAUGAUGAUUCUGAUGACAGUGGACCAGAGGUUGAAGGAGUGGAUCGUGAUGACUUGGAGGCAGAGCGCCUGCGAAUACAAAGGGAGAUUGAAGAGUUAGAGAAUACACUUGGUGCUAAUGCAGCACUAGCUGAUGUAUUGAAUGAAAGUGAACGUGACACUGAUUCUAGUGAUGAAGACAGUGAUGAUGCUGAGUUGGAGCUUCCUCAAAAUGUGGAGACUUGCCUGCAAAUGAAUUUGGUUUAUCAAGAGGUGUUGAAAGAGAAACUAGCUGAGCUGGAACGACUCCUCAAUGAGAAUCAACAACAGCAGAAAGAGAUUGAGGUCCAGCUUUCUGGCCCAAGCGCUUCUAGCUCCACUGUACCAGGAGUUCCACCUCAGAAACAAUUUCUUGGAUACUUCAUGAAGCCUUACUUCAAAGACAAACUCACUGGUCUGGGACCUCCAGCAAAUGAAGAAACGAAAGCGAGACUAAGUCAUGGUACCAGACCCGCUGAUGAGCUGAAAAUAAAAAGAUGGGACGGUUGGCAGAAAACCUUGCUGACCAAUGCAGUCGCCAAAGACACUAUGAAACGGAUGCUACAACGCAAACUAUCCAAGAUGGACUAUCUGAGUGGCAAGAUGUCUAGAGCUGAUGAUGAGGGAAAAGAGGAACUGAAAAAACAAAUAGAUUCAAUUGAGAAAGAAAUCACAGAAAUCAGUGCCCUGAAAGAUGAUCAGCUGCUGGGUAAUCGCCAUGACGAUCAUGACUGGCAGAAAAUAUCAAAUAUUGAUUUUGAAGGUUUGCGACAGGCUGAGGAUUUGAAAAGGUUUUGGCAAAACUACUUGCACCCCUCCAUUAACAAGUCAGUAUGGAAACAGGAUGAGAUUGAUAAACUGAAAGGAAUUGUAGAAGAGUACAAUUGCUGCCAUUGGGACAAAAUCGCAGAGGCUCUUGGGACAAACAGAACAGCUUUCAUGUGCUUCCAGACUUACCAACGCUACAUUUCAAAGACCUUCAGAAGGAAAGAGUGGACAAAAGAGGAAGAUGAGAUCCUCCGAAAACUUGUUGAAAAAAUGAGAAUCGGCAACUUCAUUCCCUACAUACAGAUGUCGUACUUCAUGGAGGGCCGAGAUGGAUCACAGCUGUCAUAUCGCUGGACGUCGGUGUUGGAUCCCUCUUUAAAGAAAGGCCCAUGGUCCAAAGAGGAGGACCAGUUGUUGCGGAAUGCUGUCGCAAAAUAUGGCACCAAGGAAUGGGGAAAAAUCAGAUUGGAAGUGCCAGGCAGAACUGACGGUGCUUGUCGUGACAGGUAUUUGGAUUGUCUUCAGGAGAAUGUGAAAAAGGGGCCUUGGAGCAAAGAGGAGGUGGAACUACUAAAAGAAAAGGUUGAGAAAUAUGGAGUUGGCAAGUGGGCUAAGAUUGCCUCAGAGAUCCCAAACCGGAUUGACUGCCAGUGCCUAAAUAAGUGGAAGUUACUAACACAAGCUAGUAAGCGUGAAGAGAGUGAGCGUCAAGGUAUUAAAAGACAAAGGAAUCCAGCAACAGCGCCACGAAAAAGAAAAAGACAAAAAGUAUUGAAAAAAACUAUUAAAAAGGAGAUAAUCACCUCUAGCUCAGAGGACGAAAAAAAGAUAAAGUAUAUGGACAGUGAUGCUGAAUCAGAUGUUUUCUCAGUCAAAGAUGAGGAAAUGCCACAGAAUCUGGAAAUACCACGAAAGGACUACAUACAGCCAGAUAUGAAGGAUUGGAUACCUGUAAAUGCAAACACAGUGCUUCCUUCUCUAGGAACUGUCAGGACUGUGUGGGUCCGUGCACCCACCAAUGAGGAUGAGCUAGAGGCAUCCACUACACAAUCCGGCUUUGGCCGCGUUCGAUCAGAGAACAGCAAGUGUUCAAAAGUCAGGCUCGGUUUGGUGCGAAAUACAGUCCUGAACCGCUUAGGAAACAUGGAAAGAACUUAUGUAGGUUUGAAACCUGAUGCCUUGCAGAGUCAGACUGACGAUGAGAAGGCCAUGCUCAAGGUGUCUAUGAGUGAUAUUAAACUCUUCCUACAGUGGAAGGGAGCAUCUGGAAUUAAGAAGAAAAUGGCAAGUCCAAAAAAAUAUAAAGAGAAGAAGGUCGGUUCAGGACAUGCCAGCCUUAAUAAUGACCUCCUUAAAGCCAUCACCCCAUGGAUUGGUAAUGUGAUCAUGCCUGUUCCAGCGAGCGAAAAUACAUUUUGUGAAGGUGAUGUUGUUGGAAUGAAAGCAGCAGACAUCACUCUUCCAAAAACAUCAGUGUUUUCAUUUUUCCUCAAAGCUUUUCAAAUAGACAUCAAGGGCUGCAGGAAUGUCAUUGAAAUUCAGCAGAAGAUCGGCAUUAAGAUGCCAAUUGCUCAAUCUAAACCGAGAACAGUGUCAGCGAUUCUUAAGGAGGCAAAAGAGAAAGCCGAGUACAAGAAACCUGCAGAACCCUCUCAACAUCCACCUCCCCUCCGGCCGGUCCUUCUUAACCCUCCCCAGCUGCCACUCAGGCAGAUGACAAUCCCUGCUUUGAUUCAACCCAAAUCUCUUGUCAUUACACAGCCAAACAAGCAGAGGGCACUGCAGCCUUUACUGCCUAAGGAACAGAAAAUAUCUCUACUACCACAGUCACCAACACAGAUUCCUCUAACUCUAAUACAGCAGACAGCCUCUGCACAACCAGUCAUGGCCUCAAUGCCCAAAUCACCAAGUGUAGAGGACUCAAACAGUGUCAGAGCUACAAAACGCAUCCGCAAGCCUACUGAGAAAGUCCAAGCUCUAAUGGAAGAAGCUAAAGCUAAAGGUGGUAAAAAAGAGUCUCCGAAACAAAACCAAGGCAAACAGAAUGUCAUUUUCCCCAACAUUACAUUGCAGACACAACCAGUAAACUGGAUUCUAACACCCACCAAUUUGGUACAACUAACUGGUCCACUUUCUGCUAAUAUCCCAAGCAACCAGACACUAAUUGUGCCAAACAGUUCCUCCCAGAAUAACAGUGUUCUUCCAUGUAUCUCAACCAGUCUCUACCCAUCAUCAUCUACACUGCUUGUUUCUGCGUCCUAUGUCAAUCCUGCCCCUAUAGGUUCUUCAGUCUCAAAUGCCUUCAGAGAUACCCCAAAGACUUCCUUCUCUGUGAACAUGAGCCCCAAAGGCAUCCAGGUGCCUCUUUCACCUACUUCUACUUCAGUACAGAACAAAAGUGUGCUACAUAGUGUUCAGAUGUUGUCUCCAACACCUAUCCAAGUGAGCCAGAACGGUUCACACACUGAAGCUAUGAAGAACUCCUCAGACUCUUCUUCUGAUGAAUCCAUUAUAAGGCAAUAUCAGACGUCUACAUCAGCUGGUUCCAGUGUAUCUCCUGCAGUUUACAGUGUUCUUCCGGUUCCCUUGACUGUGGUACCUUCGACUAGUGCACGAGUCGUAUCCAAGCCAACAAAUGAGGUUGCAGUGGCAAAGUCUCCUGGUGUUACUGAAAAUGGCUGCAUUUCUGCAAGAACUACUCAACUGCCAACCAUCGUCCAUCAGAAAAGUUUACCCAUCACAAUGUUGAGCCCCCCUUCUGUUUCUAGAAGACCACUCCAACCUAUUGCAUCUUCACCUCAGAUUAUGGCUCCAUCACCUCAGAUUGUGGCUCUGCCACCUCAGAUUAUGGCUCUGCCACCUCAGAUUUUGGCUCCAUCACCUCGUAUUGUGGCUCCAUCACCUCAGAUUGUCUCUCCACCACCUCAGACUGUGGCUCCAUCACCUCAGACUGUGGCUCCAUCACCUCAGACUGUGGCUCCAUCACCUCAGAUUUUGGCUCCAUCACCUCAGAUUUUGGCUCCAUCACCUCAGACUGUGGCUCCAUCACCUCAGACUGUGGCUCCAUCACCUCAGACUGUGGCUCCAUCACCUCAGACUGUGGCUACAUCACAUCAGAUUUUGGCUCCAUCACCUCAGAUUGUGGCUCCAUCACCUCAGACUGUGGCUCCAUUACAUCAGAUUUUGGCUCCAUCACCUCAGACUGUGGCUCCAUCACCUCAGAUUUUGGCUCCAUCACCUCAACUUUUGGCUCCGUCACCUCAGAUUUUGGCUCCGUCACCUCAGAAUGUGGCUCCAUCACCUCAGACUGUGGCUCUGUCACCUCAGACUGUGGCUCUAUCACCUCAGACUGUUGCUCCAUCACCUCAGAUUGUUGCUCCAUCACCUCAGACUGUUGGUCCAUCACAUCAGAUUUUGGCUCCGUCAGCUCAGAUUUUGGCUCCGUCACCUCAGAUUUUGGCUCCGUCACCUCAGAAUGUGGCUCCGUCACCUCAGACUGUGGCUCCAUCACAUCAGAUUUUGGCUCCAUCACCUCAGAUUGUUACUCCAUCACCUCAGACUGUGGCUCCAUCACAUCAGAUUGUGGCUCCAUUACCUCAAAUUGUGGCUUCACCACUUCGGAUUGUUGCUCCAUCACCUCGGACUUUGGCUCCAUCACCUCGGAUUGUGUCUCCACCACCUCAGAUUGUGAUGGAUUCAUCAGAAGUACCCCAAACAAGAACAUCAGGUGAACCGUCGAUGCCUCUUCCUGAUAUUCCCUCUGAUGUUGUUAACUUCAAUCCUCACUUGAUAUUCCCUGAGCAGUCAUCUGAAGUAGAUGACUGGAUGAAUGGUAAAGGUGGAAUCCCGCUGCCUCAUUUAGAGAUGUCUUUGCCUUACCUUCCGCCAUCUGCCGCCAGUAUCAAAACACUGACUUCUUUGCUCAAAGUUAAACAAUCUCUGCUUACAGCUGCAGUGAAUAACCUGCCAGUUGAGUAUCAAAACUAUAGAGAGGAAGAAGCUCAAGUAGCUGCCAUCCGCAAAAUGGUUGCCGAAAGGUUUGCCUCAAAUCCAGCGUACCAGCUUAUGAAGGCUCGUUUCUUGUCGUGCUUUACAUUACCAGCACUUUUGGCCACUAUAAACCCUACUAAGGAAUGUCAGUUGCCCACAGAUAACUGCGGUGAUGAAGAUGAGCUCUUGUUUUCACAAAAGAGAAACACAAGGAGUUGCCCGACAGCUGCAAGGACUGUGCUUAGCACAAAUGAACACGAAGCAUCAGCAAAACAGUUCUCAGGAAUCGGCACAAAAAGGCAAAGGAGUCGACGUUGAGUUGCAUAAAAUUCAUCAGCUGAAUUAGUGCCAGUAGCUUCCGAUUUUCUACAGUUGAAAAUUAACAUAGAAA